UCCUGAAUAACUCCUCAAAUAUUUCCUGUCUAAAAUUGUCUUCCCUCUGACAUCCUCUUUGAAGUUCGGACGAGGAAACUUUCAAAAGAAAUCUUUCUUUUUUCCCUUUUCUUUUUAAGCACACGGUUCAAAACUGCUCCUAAACUUCCUCAGACAGCCGAGUGCAGAGAUGAGGGAACAGUCAGUAUGAAAUGAUUGAAUAGGAAUGGAGGGAUUUUAUGUUCGGAACGAAGAAUAAUUGCCAGAUGACAGAGGGUGCCGAGCUUGGGUCACUUCCUGAUGCCGAACAGGGUUCAUACUUGAGAUGGCUCAAGAUGUCUUAUGAGGCAGAGAAGACAUGCCUGCUCAUCCCUCAGGAAUCCCGAGCAUCGUGUGUGUUCCACACAGCUGAUGAGAAAGAUGAAAUUCCAGGCAUGGGAGAGGACAGUGUUUUGGAGAUGUUGAGCUACUCAAAGUUCACAGACCUGGAGACAUGGUUAUGCAUGCCCUCGACACUGCUACCCAGGAGCCUGGAGUCCACCUGCUCGGCCUCACCACUGUCCAGCAGUAGUGACUCUGGAGACACUGACACUGGGCCUCUUGAGAGGGAGUCCAUCUAUUCAAACCAUUCCCAGGAGAGGGAAAGCUGUCUUUUGCCACCUUCUCCCAUCCUACCAGUCACUGUGACCCCUUCAUCCCCUGUGGCCUUGCGGUCCACCUCCACCCCAGUUCUUAACCCCAGUAGGGACUCCUGUCAGGGGGGUGUGAGUCUGAGGAAGCGGCGACGCCUGGCUGCCAGCCCCGGAGGACUGCACUGGAAUGCUUCAGGGUCAGUGCUGCGUGACUAUGACCGAGGAGAAGCGGCUUGUGUGUCGCAUGUGAGGCGCAUCCCCAAGCCUAUACACUUGGAGAGACCCCGGGCCGAACUGUGGGGGGACAGAGUGACCCUGAGGAAGACCGUGUCAGUGGACGACACACUCCUUCAGCAGACACCCAGAGAGCACCACAGACUGCUUAGCCGGCUGGAGAGAGGAAAAAAGAAGCUCAGGAACAUCCAUAGUCUUGGAGCGACUGGAAGAUACGAAACCCAUAAAAAACCUGAGAGCAAGAUCUCCCGGCUGGCUCAGAGACUCAACCAAAGGCAGAACGAUGCAGCGCUGAUCAAGGACUUCAGACCACUUCUGUUCUUCAGUGGUUCUUCAGGGAGCUCCCUGAGCCUUGACAGGACCUUCUCCGUUAGUAUGACCCAGCAGAUGCAGAACCUCCAGCUGACCCACAGUAAGAAGGGGGCCGGUCCCGCCUCUCCAAGUGCAGCCAAACGGCUCUACCGCAACCUCUCAGAAAAAUUCAAGGGUAGCCACUCCUCUUUUGAGGAUGCCUAUUUCUUUGGCCGCUCAGAUCGCAUUCGCAAAGCCUCGAAUGUGCAAAGCAGUGAGGCUCUCUUCGAGGCGGUGGAGCAGCAGGACCUGGAUGCUGUGCAGAUCCUGCUGUUCCAGUACACAGCUGAUGAGCUGGAUCUCAACACGCCCAAUAGCGAGGGCUUGACCCCUCUCGACAUCUCCAUCAUGACCAACAAUGUACCCAUCGCCAAGCUGCUGCUCAAAGCAGGGGCCAAGGAGAGCCCGCAUUUUGUGAGCCAGGAGAGCCGAGAGGCCCAUCUCUCAGCACUGGUGCAGGAGGCUCAGAGAAGAGCCAGUGAGCUCUCCACCCAGGUGAUGAGAGAGAGCCUCAGCCUGGAGACUUCUGACAAGGAGAAGCAACUGAAGGCCUGGGAGUGGAGGUGCAAGUUAUACAAACGAAUGCGUACUGGCUUUGAGCAUGCACAGGUCCCAGAGGCUCCGACAGCUGUGCGCUUAACUGUGUCCAGCAGCACAUCUCUCACCGUCACCUUUCAGGAGCCAGCUAGCAUCAACUCAGCUGUGGUCACCAAAUAUAAAGUGGAGUGGAGCUGUUUGAAGGACUUCUCUUUAUUGGCUGGAGAACUGAUCCUUGAGAAUCUUACAUCUCUGAGGUGCACAAUAACAGGUCUUAGUACAGGAAGGCAGUAUUAUGUUCGUGUGUCCGCCUACAACAUGAAGGGCUGGGGACCAUCACAGCUCUCUCAGCCUCCCUGUGCUGUUCCCUCCAACUGGAAGGAGUGUGAUGGUAGAGAGUCACGGAAGAGAGGGCAUAUUGAGGCCAUGGAGAGACUGCUGCAGCAGGUCCGAGCCACACACCAACACUACAGCUGUGGAGACACCUCGAAGCUGCAGAACACCAGUCGCAAGCAGUCUGUCUCUAGAAGCCUAAAACAUCUCUUUCAUUCCUCCACCAAAUUUGUUAAAACCCUCAAAAGAGGGAUCUACAUAGCUGCAGUGUUUUAUCAUAAGGACAGUCUGCUGGUAACAAAUGAGGAUCAGAUUCCCAUCGUGGAGGUGGAGGACUCCUACAGCAGCUCCCUCAUGCAGGACUUUCUGUGGUUUACCAAGCUUUCGUGUAUGUGGGAGGAUGUCCGGUGGCUCAGGCAGAGUAUGGCUAUUUCCAACUCGUCCUCCUCCACACUGCAGUCCAGGCAGAAGAUGCUGGCUGCCGCUGGCCAACUGCAGAACCUUCUGGGCACCCACAACUUGGGCCGUGUCCACUACGAGCCCAUUAAGGAUCGCCAUGGUAACGUGCUGCUUGUGACAGUAAGGGAGAUGGAGAGCCUAUACUCUUUCUUUAACGGGAAGUGGAUGCAGGUGUCCAAACUGCAAAGCCAGAGGAAGUCUCUGUCUACCCCAGAGGAGCCCUAUGCCCUGGACAUUCUGCUCAUCACCAUACAGGACAUUCUAGCAUACCAGAGGCGCAGUCAGCACCGGCUGUCUCCAGGCCUGUACCUGGGCUACCUGAAGCUCAGCAGCUCUGUGGACCAGAUUAAGGUGUUGGUCCCUCAACGAACACCUAACAUGCUCUGCCAUGCCAGGAUACGGGACAACUGGAACGUUUCCAGGGAUGAGUGGGAAUGGCUUCAGACUCUGUCUGGCCCUGAGGAGGUGGAAAGAGCAGAUCAGGCGGCAGACUGCCAUGCCCCCCUGCUCUUCUCUGAGCUCCAGACAGCCAUUAAGAGCCUGCUCCGCCAGAUCAAUCUACCUCUACACCAGGCCAAGCACUUCCGUCUCUACACGCAGGAGGUGCUAGAGCUGGGUCACAAUGUGUCCUUUCUUCUGCUGCUGCCUGCCUCAGACGACGUGUGCACUGCCCCGGGCCAGGCCAAUCCCUACACACCCCACUCGGGGUUCCUCAACCUCCCUCUUCAAAUGUUUGAGCUUGUUCACUUCUGUGCAUAUAAGGAGAAGUUUAUCGGCCUGUACUGCCGCCUGUCCUCUGUGCUUGACCUGGACGCCUUGAUAACCCAGCAGGCUCUUAGAGAGGCCAUUACUGACACUGAACUGGCAACGGCUAAGCAGAGACACCAGCAUAUACUGGACUUUAUUCAGCAAAUGGACGAGAUGUGGCGAGAUAUCCGGUGGAUUACCGAUGCCCUGCAGUAUGCCCGCUAUAAGCACCCUCUGGGUGGGGUGCCCAUCACCUGGCUGGUGGAUGCGAGUGCAGAGCCUGUAACACAGAAGAAUGACUCGACCUCCUCAAACACAGACUACCUACCAACCCCCUCUCCAUCUCCUGAGAUGCGGAGAAGAAAGGCUACAAGCGAUUCCCAGCCAGGCUCGGAUGAAGAGGGCUGCUCUGAGGUCUUCCUCCCCACAGACAGCGACUAUGACUCCAGUGAUGCGCUAAGCCCUCGGGAUCUGGACCUUGUCUACUCCUCGGCCCAGGACCUGUCCCAUCAGGCCGUGCAUGCCCUGAGUGGGAGUGCUCCGGAUGUCCUGCAGAUGCAUGACCUCAAAUACACUGCCUGCUCCAUGGCCAUCCUGGAAACAGAGUCAUGCACUAAAGACCUGGAGGACCUGUCCCUGUCCACUUACUCCACCAAGUCCUCAGACAAGGCGUCCCGCUGCAAGUUUCUGGCCGACCCGCCGACCAAGAGGAAGCUACUGUCUAAGAGCCACCCCCAGAGGAGCUAUUUCGGUGGGCCGCAUCGCUGGCUGCGCGUUCAGAGUGAGAGUCAGACGCCCUCGCUUUCUGAGGGAGUUUACACCAGACAGAGUGAUUUGGACCUGCCACUCGAGCUGCCUCGCUCUUUACCGCACUCGCCCUCUGCCUCAUAUCGCCUGGAUGAGCGGAAGAACGCUCACAGAGAGAGUAAACCCAACGUGCGCAGAAUUUUUGUGGAGUCAUGCAGUGAAACUUCCCCCAGCAGAGACAGCACUCACUGGCCAGAGGAGAGCGAGGAGACAGAUAGAAAGGCCACAGCAGCUCAGGAUGUGGACUCCGAUGACCAAACGAAUGAUCAAGUUUCUGAAAUCCUCAGCAGCACACUCUAAGACAAACCUUUUCUGCAUUAUUGUAUGUCAUCUUGAUGUAAUCUGUCACAUAGCCACCAAACUGCCUCUUAAGCUCCACAAUAAGUACAUUUUCAGGCAUAAGAACAUGCAGUUCUGUGCGUAAGUCAGAGGCCACUUUAUUUGAUUUCCUGUCAAAAUGGCCAUAAAGUACAAUUUAUUUAUUUUUCUGCUUCAGGAAAAAAUAAACAGAAAACAUACAUUUAACACAAAAUUACACAAAAGCCUCAACAACUAAAUAUAAUAUCAAAUUCUUCAGUAUUUGAUGUAUGCACACUUUUUUAC
This is a messenger RNA of Colossoma macropomum (tambaqui), 4682 nucleotides long. RefSeq names its product ankyrin repeat and fibronectin type III domain containing 1 (gene ankfn1a). The transcript is spliced from 24 exons. Bases 219 to 4379 code for a protein of 1386 amino acids. Gene Ontology annotation, molecular function: protein binding. Lineage: Eukaryota; Metazoa; Chordata; Actinopteri; Characiformes; Serrasalmidae. Gene Ontology annotation, cellular component: spindle. The record is from RefSeq and is a predicted model, not a curated record. Gene Ontology annotation, biological process: regulation of establishment of bipolar cell polarity; establishment of mitotic spindle orientation.